AUGGUUGAUAAACAUCUCUCAGUAAACGUCAAAAAGAUUGUUUCAAUCGAUAUAGUUGAAGCAUUUCCUCUCAUUUCUGCAGCAUGGGAUUUGACAACAAAGGAAAGUGUUUUAAAGUGUUGGUUAAAAAGUAAAUUUUACAAUCCGAAUUAUGACAAAUCACCGUACUUUGUUGCAAGUUCGGUUCCAAAUGAUGUUUCAUUAAACAACACAACCGAUGAAGAAACCAUUGAAACUGAUUUGAACAAAGAAAUAUCUAAAUUAAAAAGAAUGAACUUGAUACAAGAAUCGACUACCAUAGAAGAAGUUAUAGAACCAGAAGAAGAAAAAGAUGCGAUUGUUGAUGCAUCAGAAGAAGAUGUUUCUCACAACGAAGUUGAAAUUAGCAAAAUAUCUGAUGAACUAAAAGCUUUGAUCGAAAAGCUUGGUUCGUUGGAUCUUACAGAUAAAAUGGGUAUGUUUUACGCCAAAAGAGUACUGGAGUUGUUAAAUGAAGAAUUUGAAUAG
Entamoeba invadens IP1 is the source of this 507-nucleotide messenger RNA. RefSeq lists its product as hypothetical. The record is from RefSeq and is a predicted model, not a curated record. The transcript has a single exon. Lineage: Eukaryota; Evosea; Mastigamoebida; Endamoebidae. Bases 1 to 507 code for a protein of 168 amino acids.